Messenger RNA from Babjeviella inositovora NRRL Y-12698, 735 nucleotides. RefSeq lists its product as uncharacterized. Gene Ontology annotation, biological process: mitochondrial outer membrane translocase complex assembly; protein insertion into mitochondrial outer membrane. The coding region runs from base 7 to 366 and encodes 119 amino acids. Lineage: Eukaryota; Fungi; Ascomycota; Pichiomycetes; Serinales. The record is from RefSeq and is a predicted model, not a curated record. Gene Ontology annotation, cellular component: mitochondrial outer membrane. The transcript has a single exon.
CUGUAGAUGGAGUCGAAUUUUGUGGAACCUCAACAAAACGGCCUGAGCAAUCCGAUAACGGCAUCACGGCCAUCAAUAUUGCAAUUUACAAUGGACGGACCAGACUUUCAAAGCACGCUUAUGACUGAUGUGCUAGCCGCUGAGGCGUUUGCCAGCUACCCUGAGUCGUUGGUGGACUCAGACUAUGAUUACGAUUCGGACUACUCGGACGACGAUAUUGUGGAUGCCCAGAAGCUAUGGGAGGACAAUUUGAAGCAGUUGAACGAGGUUUGCUUCUUGAUUCUCAUUCCGGUGGUAGGGAAACUUCUCGGGCGCAGGUUUGCGUUGAACAUCUGGCGAAUUGUGGCAGACCACAUUUGGAAAUAAGUCUAUUGACUGAGUGGUUAAGAAUUGCAGAUAAGCAAUCGCACUGGACUUUGGUUGCAGGAAUACUGAAGUCUGAACUCUUGUGAAUACUAAAGUCUGAAUUCUGGUGAAUACUAAAGUCUGAACUCUGGUGAAUACUAAAGUCUGAACUCUGGUUAAAUACUGAGGCAAGUAAAUAGCCCACUUCUCAUGGCAUUUUAUUCGGGAAUUGGGACUAUCACAUUGUAUGUUUCUUGGUGCCUCAAUGUAACAUUGAAGGAGAAACUGGGGUGGAUGGUUCAGGAAAUCUGAUCAAUUACCUCACUACGGUUUUAAUCUCUUGGUAGUUAGCAAGCUGAUCUCAGUACUAAAAGAAAGCCGAAAGAUCAU